UAAAAUUAAAGGUGGUUUCCUAAUUGUUUACAUUUUUAAAUUCAAACGGAUACAUAAAUCCUGAGAAAAAAUUCGUGAAUUAUAUAUUUUAUCGACAAUGUUGUCUAAUUUGAAAUAAACUAAAAAUAAUAAAUGGCCUUUCCUUGCCAUCCGUAACUUUCUUAUCGGUCAACAUAUACAUACAACUGUCGGAGAUCUUUGGCGCUUAAUUCGAAUUAAUCAUCGUAUAAAUUACCGGCUUAAAAGUGCAGCGCAGCUCUCCCGCACUCGCGUCAUUUGUGUUCCACAGAAAGGAAAGUCUUUACUUUAAUGAUUCUUUCCUUCAUUUUAAUUUUAUCUGGUGCUAAAUAUUUUAAAACUAAAAUGAAAUAUUUAAAAUAUAUAAAAUAUGAAGCUGUCAAAUUUAACAUUUCGUUCCGAUCCUAAGUAUUAAACAUUAUUAUUUUAAAUAUUUCUUUGCCGUGUAAGAGAAGAAAAUAUGAGGCCUCAGAAGACUCAAAACUGGUUGCGACAACUUUCGUUGCGGCCGUUGCGAAGAAGUCGCCCCGUUUCAGCCAAGUUAGUUGGCGUUUUAACUCUGUUCGAGACGGUCGUGGUUCGGAUCUGAUCAUACUCAUAUCGCAUAUAUAUAGUGUAUGGUAUUAUCUGGCAGUAAAGCCGAAAGAAAGGUGCGCGCAUGCGCAUAUGGAAAGCGGGAAAAGCGAGUGGUGUGUUCUGCAAGACGGAGCGUGAAGUGUGGCAUUGUUUGCUUUUUAUUUUUUUAUUUUGUUUUUGUUGUAUUGUGUUUUGCCUAAAUGCGGAUAAAUAUGCGGAAAACCUAAUCCGCCAAAAAACAAAACAAAAAUCAUAACAAUAAACGGACGUCAACUGGCUAUAUCGAUUACCACCGAUCUGUGUGACACUUUUCCGCGGCGCAAAAACAGGUUGCCAUUAUAGUUACCAGCACCUAGGGCUGGUUCACCUGUUAGCCAGUUCGCCUGGAUCACCUGGUGGUCAUGCUGAGGCCUUAGUGCUUUACAAUUUUUUUUGUUUUAAUAAAGAAAGCAAGGAGAAAAGCUGAAAGGUUGUGGUGUGGCGCGAAUCCGCGACAGCGGAGCAGGCGGAGGGCAGUGAACCGUUCCGAUCCAGGUUCAGAUCCAAACCCACAUCUAGAUCAACAGAUCCAGGAUGUCGGACAUAUACUACUGCAGCAAUAGCCAGAUGAAAAAAUCUCGCGACUCGGAUAAAUCAUCCGCCCCAUUGCCGCUAACCAAUACCAAUACAAAUGCGGCCAAUAUGACGGCUGCUGAUAAGAAGAACAACAACAAUAACUGCAGUAAUCGUAACAAAGACAAGAGCAUGCAGACGAACGGUAAAAAUUGGAAGGGCAUUGUCCAAAGCAAUCCCAAUCCGAGUGGCGCUAUUGGAGUUGGCGUUGGAACCACAUCCCAACCGCCAAAAAUUUUCCACAACACCCGAUGCACGAGGCACCACAAACCGCACCAUAGUCAUGGCAAUGGAUCGACAGCUUCCGCCGGCGUUGGAGGGGCCAACUCCAAUGGACCACAGCUUGAAGCCACACAGCAGCGGGAACGAGAUCGGGAAAGGGAACGGGACAGGGAGCGUGAUAGGGAGCGGGACAGAGAGAGAGAACGGGAGCGGGAACGGGAACGGGAACAUCACCUACACAUGCACCAGCACAAUCAUGGGCUAAGGAGAAAGUCCGAGUCCGUUCUGUCUACCGAUUCGGAUAUCCGCUUCACCCGCCGGAAACUGGGCGAUGGCCAAAAGUGCGGCUGCGCCGUCAUCGCUGGAUUCCUCAUCGCCCUCCUCGUUGCCGGAGUCUUUGUCUAUGUGGGAUACACCUAUUUCCGACCGGAGCCGUUGCCAGAUCGCGUUUUCCGCGGACGAUUCAUGGUGCUGAACGACAAGUGGAACAUGGAGCUGGCCAACCAAAACUCAAUGAGGUUCCAACACAAGGCACGAGAUUAUCGGGAGCGAAUCAAUCUAACUCUGCGUCGAUCCGACCUGCGAGAAGCUUACGAGGGCAGCGAAAUUUUGGCACUGGAUGGAAGCGAGGACAACAACAAUAUAGUCGUGCACUUCAACAUGAUCUUCGAUCCGUACGCUGGGCUAGUGAGCAGUGGUGACCUUUUGGCUCUGUUCCACGAGGAGAUGACCCAGCCGCCGCAGCAACGUCGCCACUUUGCCAACAUGACCGUGGACGUGGCCAGUUUAAGCAUCAAGGAAACGACCGGUCUGAUAGAGGAGCCAGUGAUGUCGAGUUCACCGCUGGGUGGACAUGAUGAGACCACGGAACCGGUGGUGACCACAACGCCGACUCCGCCACGUCGCUGUUCACCACUAGAGUUGACAUAUUGCCGCCAGGUGGGCUACAACAUAACGACCUAUCCGAAUCUUUUGGGACACACCAGUUACGAGCAGUUGGCGGAGGAUGUGAUUGUGUUCCGGGAAUUGGUGGACGGUGAAUGCCAUCGUGAGGCCUACGACUUUGUAUGUCGGCUUCUACAGCCGCCAUGCGAUACCCACGGCUCCGAUUUGCAACCGACUCCAGGCCAGAUUUGCCGAGAAUAUUGUGAAUCCUUUAUGGCCGGAUGCGGUGGUCGAUUGCCGCAGCGUUUCCGGCAAUUCUUCGACUGCGAACGCUUCCCAGAGUCUACGGGCACUCAGUCGUGCCACCAAAAGCCCCACUGUGUCAGCGAUAUGCAGACCAAUGUUCAGAGUCCACGGCUGUGCGAUGGCUAUGCUGAUUGCCCGGAUUUAUCAGACGAACGGAGCUGUGCGUUCUGCUCCCCGAAUGCUCUGUAUUGUGGACGUGGUAGAGCCUGUGUCCCACGCAAGGCACGCUGCGACGGCAAGGCGGAUUGUCCAGAUGGCGCCGAUGAGAAGGAUUGCUUAUCUAUAGCUCCUUUGGCUGCCGAUUUAUUGCAUCCAGAGCCCUUGGUUCCGUACCUCUCUCGCUUCCAUUCCGCCGGCUACGCCGUGUUUUCCGAGAAGGGAGUGGUGGGCAAGUUGUGUGCCGAGGGUUUGGAAGGCGAUGCCAAGUUGGUGGUGCGCCAAACCGUUUCCGAAUCGCUUUGCAAGUCCCUAGGAUACGAAUCAGUGGAAAUUUUUGACGUCCAGAACGACACAGAGCAGCUGAAAGACUACGUCCGUGUACUCGAUCCCCAUGCGCCGGAGAUCAGCUUUAUCCGAACACACUGUCCCCGUCGGCAAGUGCUAUACGUGGGAUGUGGAGAGCUGAGAUGUGGUGUCCAGUCAGCGCUCUUCAAUGCAAAGCAACAUCUGUCGCUGCCCAAGAUGUCGGCGCCUGGCGAUUGGCCGUGGCUGGUGGCCCUUUUCCGUGAAGAUAUCCACGUGUGUGACGGCACAUUGAUCUCUCAGGACUGGGUCCUUACCACUGAGGGCUGUUUCCAAGGUCAGCCGCGUGCCACCUGGAUGGCCAUUGUGGGUGCAGUUCGUCUGUCGGCUAAGGCACCAUGGACGCAGAGACGUCGUAUCAUUGGCAUGAUUAAAAGUCCGGUUGAGGGCUCAACGGCGGCACUGGUGCGCCUGGAGACCCCAGUCAAUUACUCCGAUCACGUAAGACCCAUCUGCCUGCCUGAUGCCUUGCAAAGACGCCUGCUGCAGCAGCAACCAGCCCAAAGAAGAUCACACGUACCGGUGGCCGAGCGUUUAGAAGGCCAGUUGGUCACCCAACCGCGUAGUCGACUGGCCCAGGAGAACCAGCAGUUCUUCUUGAUUCCAUCGCAGGAGCAGCUGGAUAGCUCCACAGAGAAUCAGGGUGAAGAGGAUCAGGAUAAUCAGGAGAAUCACUUCGGUGUUGAGGCAGCCGCCUCGUAUAUGCCCAAAGCCGAGGCAUUGCACCAGGAAUUGGAUGCGUAUCCUCUGCCGGAUCAUGCGCCUCAGGUGAAUUACUAUGGCGGCAGCUCGUCCUCCUCGGGAUCGACGGUCACAUCCUCGUCCUCAUCCGCUCGGACAGCCACCAAGGCUCCCGUUUUGGCAGCUGGGCCGGCUGCUCAAGACCAGAUCUGGACAAAUUGCAAUACCCUCGGCUGGUCACGACAGCGGGAUCAUCUGCAGCGUGUCCAGCUGAAGAUGGGUGACAUGGCGCCCUGUGAGAAUGUGUCCAUCGCCACUGUGAACUCCAUGUGCAUGGAGGCCACCUAUCAGAAGUACGACUGCACGCAAGAGGAGUACUCGGGCGCACCUGUGCAGUGCCUGAUCCCUGGCACCAAUCAGUGGGCCUUAAUCGGUGUCUCGUCUUGGCGGAUCGCCUGCGGUCCCACGGGUGUGGAGCGACCUAGGAUGUACGACAAGAUCGCAUCAAAUGCUGCCUGGAUCCGGGAGACGAUCAGUGCGGUAUAGUCCAAUGGGGCGGCAUCACGGCCCCCAGCAUUUGUGUAGAAAACGGAACCGAACUCACUGGGUAUUAUGCGUGUGUGUGUGUGUGUAGCAAAGCAACCAAUUAAGCAUAUGUAACUAACCUGCUCUAAUGUUACUCGAACCUAACUAUACGCUAACUAUUCUUUAAACGUCCUUUUUUUUGCUGUUUUGUGUAAUAUUUAUUAACUAUGUUGUAAUUGUAUGUUAAACAUGUCAAAAAGGAAGCAAAUUUAGUUGUUAGUAUUUACGUUUAGCUGUUUGUAGAAAGAUAUUGUUGAAUAAAAUGAAAUUGUCUAAA
Molecule: messenger RNA, 4684 nt
Organism: Drosophila eugracilis
Lineage: Eukaryota; Metazoa; Arthropoda; Insecta; Diptera; Drosophilidae
Exons: 8
Coding region: 1168-4368 (1066 amino acids)
Biological process (GO): proteolysis
Molecular function (GO): protein binding; serine-type endopeptidase activity
Source: RefSeq, a predicted model, not a curated record